This is a messenger RNA of Rhinolophus ferrumequinum (greater horseshoe bat), 5742 nucleotides long. RefSeq names its product tubulin gamma complex associated protein 6 (gene TUBGCP6). The record is from RefSeq and is a predicted model, not a curated record. Bases 522 to 5666 code for a protein of 1714 amino acids. Gene Ontology annotation, molecular function: gamma-tubulin binding; microtubule minus-end binding. NCBI's taxonomy places the organism in Eukaryota, Metazoa, Chordata, Mammalia, Chiroptera, Rhinolophidae. Gene Ontology annotation, biological process: meiotic cell cycle; spindle assembly; microtubule nucleation. The transcript is spliced from 25 exons. Gene Ontology annotation, cellular component: equatorial microtubule organizing center; gamma-tubulin complex; centrosome.
CGCGCCAGCUCCAGCGGUUUUGCGGGUCGCGUGGCAGUGACGCCACGGCGGCGGGCGCUGAUGCGGCGCGCUCUUUUUGGACCAGGCCUGGUGAGCCGGCGGCUGAGCGGGCCUGACCCCACGCCCCCUGCCGGGCACCCCGCUCCCUCCUCGGGCGGCCCCGAGAAAACGUGCAAAGCCGGGUCCGUGCACUGCCUACUGCCCGCGCGCGUCUCCUUGGGUUUGUCACGGUUCUGUGACCCCUAAAGGUUGAGGGCUACGGAAUUGGAGAGGUGCCAAGCUGGCGCUCUGCAGGCUGUGGCGGGCCGCGGGGUGCAGGCGGCCAUGGGCCGGGCCGGGGAGGGCAGAACCACCGCAAGACCGCCGUUAAAAUACAAGUCCUGAGCCUCCAGACGCUGGUUAAGGAGGCCGCCUGCCAGUCAGCCCUGUGCGAUCCGCUCCUUGGCUUUCAGAGGGCGACGUGCAGCCCGGGUGAGACGCUUUCCCACGCGCUGAGGGCCCGGAGCUGAGACGGGGUGGGCAUGGCCAGCAUCACCCAGCUGUUCGACGACCUGUGCGAGGCCCUUCUGCCCGCUGCAAAGGCUCACCUGGGCCAGCGCAGCGUGAGCCGAAAGGAGGCCAAGCAGAGCCUCAAGAGGGUGGCCUACAACGCUCUUUUCACGAAACUUUUUCGAGAUGAGACUCAUAAGCUGCAGCCUGACCUCUGGAAAGUCCCAGUGAAAAACAAGAUGCUCAUGCUGUCCUUUGACUUAAGAGUCGGUGGCCUGGGCCCCGAGGCUGAUCGUUUGGAGGAGCUGGUAGAGAAACUCGAAGCCGCCCCCUGCUGUCCGCUUGGGGAGGUGCGGUCUGUUUUGGACCUCCUGGUCCAGCUGGCAGGGAGUGGGCCCCCUCAAGUGCUGCCACCCAAACGGGACUACUUCUUCAACAACAAGCACGUUGGGAGAAACGUGCCUUACAGCGGCUACGACUGCUAUGAUCUGAGUGUGUUUGAGAUGGACGUUCAGUCUCUGAUCUCCAGAGAGGAGUAUUUAUGUCAGGACACGAUCCAGAAAGCGCUUCAGGUGAUGGAGGCGACGCCGGGCACCGGUCUGCCCUCUGUCGGGCUCUUCUCGUACGGUGACCCUUGCGGUGACAGGUUUGAGAGAGACACCCGGGCCUCGUUCUUCGGAGCCCUGGUGCACAGCCGCACGUACGACAUGGAUGUCAGACUGGACUUGCCCCUGGUGCCAGGCAGCGUGGACCUGUCUGGACUGUGUAUUAAGGUACAGUCCACCUCUCCUGCCUGCAGCUGUGGAGGCGUUUGGAAAGCCUCCUUUGAUCUUCCUUCUGUCACGGUAAAGGUUCCUCAGAGUGUGGAUCAAUCGGAAGAUGAAGGGUUCCAGUCAGCAUCCAACUUGACUCCUGAUUCCCAGUCUGAACCAGGCAUGACCCCCGACAUGGACCUGUGGGAGGCCGUGCUCACCUAUGAGGCCAGCAAGCGGAGGUGCUGGGAGCAAGUUGGCUGCGCCCCUGGCCACAGAGAGGAGCCCUACCUCACCGAGGCGGGAAGGGAGGCCUUCGACAGGUUCUGCAGGCUCCGCCUGGGGGAGCUGCAGGUGCUGGGCGGGGCCCUCCCACAGGCCUCGCGGCCCCUCCUGGUGAAGGAGCACGAGCUGGUGAAGGACGCCCUGAACGUGCUGAUUGGGGUUGUGUCCUCCACGUUUCCCCUCUGCCAGGCGACUCAAGCCUUCAUGGUGAAGCGGGGCGUCCACGUGUCGGGAACGUCCCCCGAGAGCAUCAGCAGCCUACUGUCAGACGUGGCCGAAUGCGGGACGUACUACACACGCCUGAGUCACUUCUCUCUGCAGCCGGUGCUGGACUCCUCGUGCAGCAAGGGCCUCGUGUUCCAGGCCUUCACCAGCGGCCUGAGGAGGUACCUGCAGUAUUACCGGGCUUGCGUCCUUGCCACUCCGCCCACCCUGAGCCUCCUUACCAUUGGUUUCCUCUUCAAGAAGCUGGGCCGGCAGCUCAGGUACCUCGCUGAGCUCUGUGGUGUGGGCACCUGCGGAGGAGAGCCUAGGACUGCGUUCCCCACUGGGGUGAAGCUGCUUUCCUACCUGUACCAGGAGGCCCUGGACAACUGCAGCAAUGAGCACUACCCAGUGCUGCUGUCUUUGCUCAAGACCAGCUGUGAGCCCUACACGAGGUUCAUCCACGACUGGGUGUACAGUGGGGUCUUCCGAGACGUGUAUGGCGAGUUCAUGAUCCAGGUGAACCAUGAGUACCUGGGCUUCAGAGAUAAGGCGUACUGGACCCACGGCUACGUGCUCCUCUCCAAGGAGGUGGAGGACUGUGUGCCUGCCUUUUUGAAGCAUGUCGCUCAGGACGUGUACGUCUGCGGCAAGACUGUCAACCUGCUGAAGCUCUGCUGUCCCCGGCAUUAUCUCUGCUGGUCCGACGUCCCUGUACCCCGGAUCUCGGUGAUUUUCUCCCUCGAGGAGCUGAAGGAGAUAGAGAAGGACUGUGCCAUCUACGUGGGGCGCAUGGAGAGGGUGGCACGUCACAGCUCCAUCAGCAAGGAGGAGAAGGAAUUGCGAAUGGAAAUUGCGAAACAAGAGUUAAUCGUCCACGCCCGCGAAGCGGCGUCCCGGGUGCUGAGUGCGCUGACUGAUCGGCAGAUGUCUGAGCGGAUGGCCGUGGAUGCCCGGAAGCGAGAGCAGUUUCAGAGGCUGAAGGAGCAGUUUGUGAAGCACCAGGAGCGACGCCGGGCGGCCAGGCAGCAGGAGCUGGACGACGACUUCAGCUACGCCCGUGAACUUCGCGACAGGGAGCAGAGGCUGAGGGCCCUGGAGGAGCAGCUGGAGCGGAAGGCGAGGCAGGCGCUGGUUGACCGUUAUAGCAAGUUGUCUGCAGAGGCAGCCCGUCGCGAGCAGAAGGCGCUGUGGAAAAUCCAGAGGCACAGACUGGCGAGUGCACGGCUCCGCUUUCUCUUAGAAGAUCAGGAGCGCAUUCAGGCCAUGCUGCAGGAUGUGUCGGAGGGGAAGCCCUUGGAGCCGCUGGCCAUCCUCCCGAGUGCACGUUCCCAGGCCCUGUCUCCGGGCCCCGAGUGCCCCGAUGGAGGCAGCAGCUGUGAUUCUGGCUGUGCAGAGCAGCAGGUGGCUUCCUGGGAUGGCCUGAGCCGGCCAGGCGUGUGGGCACCACAGCCCCUGGAGCCUCCAGUGGGGGCCUGCAGCUCAGGGCAGGUGGAGGGGUCGGAGCCGUCCUCUGCAGGCCUCAGCAUCCAAGACGUCCUGCCCACGGGGCGGGGGCCUGAGCAGCCUGUACUCACUGGCGUGGCCCCUGACCUGGGGGAGGCAUUACAGAUCAUCGGCUCAGCCCUGCCCGCCUCAGCUCCAUCCGCAGCAGCGGGCACAGGGCCCUCUGGGCCGCAGGAGUACGAUUUCAGAACCAUCCUGAGGCCAGCUGUGGUCACCUCAGCCCCCCCAGGGUCCCUGCAGACUAUAGGAGGCGGCUUGGGCUGUGAGGGGCUGCAGCUGUGUGGGAAUGCACAUGUGCAGCUGGACACUUGUGUCCCGGAGGGGCAGGUGGCUCUGCCUCACCCACUCCCACCCAGGAACAACCCCCGCCAGGAGGGGAGCAGCCCGGCCAUCAGGCAGCUCCUUGGACAUGUGUCAGAGGCUGGUGUUCUCACAGGGGGUUAUGCUUCCAGAAUGGCGCCCUCCCGGCCACAGGGGAACGUUCACGGGCACGUGUCUGAUGCCAGCAUCAGGGUGGGGGAGAACGUGUGUGACGUGGCGCCCUCCCGGCCACGGUGGAACGUCCACGGGCAUGUGUCUGAUGCCAGCAUCAGGGUGGGGGAGAACGUGUGUGAUGUGGCGCCCUCCCGGCCACGGUGGAACGUCCACGGGCAUGUGUCUGAUGCCAGCAUCAGGGUGGGGGAGAACGUGUGUGACGUGGCACCCUCACGGCCACGGUGGAACGUCCACGGGCAUGUGUCUGAUGCCAGCAUCAGGGUAGGGCAGAACGUGUGUGACGUGGCGCCCUCCCGGCCACGGUGGAACGUCCAUGGGCACGUGGCUCAGUCCCAGGUGAUGCUGGGGGAGCUUCCAGAGGAAGCCCAGCCUGAUACGCCCAGGCCGCACCAGAGCCCCCCUGCCCACGUGUCCCAGUCUGGCGUCAGCCUGGGAGCACAGAGCCCGGCCUGGGAACAUGAGCCCCAGCCUCCUGCAGAGCUGGCCUCACACAGCUCCUGCUCUGACUCCGGGGAAGAGAGUGGCCUGCAGGCCUCACCAGCUGCCAUGGCUGCGCCUCGCGAUCUGGGAGACAGCAUUUCUGAGGAGCCAGGCCCAGGAAGGAGUGGGGACACUGACAACUGCUCUUCAAGUCGGCCUUCCAGCUCCCAGGAAGGUGCAGCCGCCGAGAGCAGCGUGGGCCUCAGGGAGGAGGCGGAGGCAGCGGCAGCGCCGUGUGGGGAUGGGGAGCAGGCCUACCUGGCAGGCCUGGUGAGGCGGUACCGCCUGGAGCAGUACCCGGACAGCUACGAGGCCAUGUCAGAGCCUCCAGUCGCCCGCCUCCUACACCAUGGGCUGCCCUACCUGAGGACACCCACUGCCCUCCCCGAGGACCCCCACCACCACCCAGACACAGAUGAGACCGCCGUGCAGCUGAGUGAGCUGCUGCCGCUGCCUGUUCUCAUGAAGCACUCGGUCACCGCCCCGCUGGCCGCCCACGUCUCUUUGGUGAACAAGGCCGCUGUGGACUACUUCUUCGUGGAGCUGCGCCUGGAGUCCCACUUCGAGGCUUUGCGCCACUUCCUGCUGAUGGAGGACGGCGAGUUCGCCCAAUCCCUCAGCGACCUGCUCUUCGAGAAGCUCGGGGCCGGCCAGACACCCGGAGAGCUGCUGAGCCCACUGGCGCUGAACGCAGUGCUGAGCAAGGCGCUGCAGUACAGCCUGCAUGGCGACUCCCCGCACGCAGCCAACCUGUCCUUCGCCCUCAAGUUCCUGCCCGAGGCCUUUGCGCCCAACGCCCCCGACGUACUGAGCUGCCUGGAGCUCAGGUACAAGGUGGACUGGCCUCUCAACAUCGUCAUCACGGAGAGCUGCCUGAGCAGGUACGGCGGCAUCUUCUCGUUCCUGCUGCAGCUGAAGCUCAUGAUGUGGACGCUCAAGGACAUCUGCUUCCACCUGAAGCGCACGGCCCUGCUGAGCCCCGCGGCUGGCUCCGUGCAGCUCCGCCAGCUGCAGCUGUUCAAGCAUGAGAUGCAGCACUUCGUGAAGGUCACCCAGGGCUACAUCGCCAACCAGAUCCUGCACGUCACCUGGUGUGAGUUCCGGGCCAGGCUGGCGGCCGUGGGCGACCUGGAGGAGAUCCGACGGGCCCACGCUGAGUACCUGCACAAGGCGGUGUUCAGGGGCCUGCUGACAGAGAAGGCGGCGCCGGUCAUGAACAUCAUUCACAGUGUCUUCAGCCUCAUCCUCAAGUUUCGCAGCCAGCUCAUCUCCCAGCCCUGGGGCCCGGCUGAGCACCCCAACUUCGCCCUCAUGCAGCAGUCCUACAGCACCUUCAAGUAUUACUCCCAUUUCCUCUUCAAAGUGGUGACCAAGCUGGUGAACCGCGGCUACCAGCCCCACCUGGAGGACUUCCUGCUGCGUAUCAACUUCAACAGCUACUACCAGGACGCCUGAGCGGGCGCCAGGCCGGGCCAGUGACCACACAGACUCGGGGCAGGACGGGACGGGCGCUGCCGCUCACUUUAUUCAG